This is a messenger RNA of Nymphalis io (European peacock), 944 nucleotides long. RefSeq names its product eukaryotic translation initiation factor 3 subunit F (gene eIF3f1). The record is from RefSeq and is a predicted model, not a curated record. The transcript is spliced from 6 exons. NCBI's taxonomy places the organism in Eukaryota, Metazoa, Arthropoda, Insecta, Lepidoptera, Nymphalidae. Gene Ontology annotation, molecular function: translation initiation factor activity; translation initiation factor binding; metallopeptidase activity. The coding region runs from base 45 to 878 and encodes 277 amino acids. Gene Ontology annotation, cellular component: eukaryotic translation initiation factor 3 complex, eIF3m. Gene Ontology annotation, biological process: translational initiation.
CAUUUAAUAAAGUCUUUCCCCUUUCAUGUUUCAAACAACUCAACAUGGCACUCAAUUUAGUUGUUAAGGUUCAUCCUGUUGUUUUAUUUCAAAUCGUUGAUGCAUAUGAGCGUCGAAAUGCUGAUUCACAUCGUGUUAUCGGAACUUUGUUAGGUACCUGUGACAAAGGGGUGGUGGAGGUGACCAACUGCUUCUGUGUGCCACACAAGGAACAUGCGGACCAGGUGGAGGCAGAAUUAAAUUAUGCCAUGGAUGUUUACGAACUCAACCGUAGGGUUAAUGCUUCAGAAAACAUUGUUGGUUGGUGGGCAACUGGAAAUGAGGUGACCAACCACUCAUCUGUGAUCCACGAGUACUACUCACGCGAGUGCCGAGAACCAGUGCACGUUACGCUGGACACGUCGCUGGCUGGAGCUCGCAUGGGACUGCGCGCGUACGUUUGCGUGGCGCUCGGCGUGCCGCGCGGGAAGCAGGGCUGCAUGUUCACUCCCAUUGAUGUUGGCCUUACAUAUUACGAGCCUGAGAUCGUAGGUCUGCAGCUGUGCCAAAAGACGAUAGGACCAGGUGGUCGCUCGCGACAAGUGCAGCCCGCCGUGGACCUCGCGCAGGUGGCCGACGCCGCCUCUAGGCUCUCUGGUCUACUCGACCAGGUGGUGCAGUAUGUGGAGGAGGUGCUAUCGGAGCGCACGACGCCCAACAAUGCGGUAGGUCGCCAGCUGUUGGAGCUGGUGAGCGCGCUGCCCGAUCUCGCCUCCGCCUCUUUCGCGGACGCCUUCGCCGGAGGCGUCAAGGACCUGCUCAUGGUGGUCACUCUCGCACAACUCAUCAAGACCCAGCUGCAACUGAACGAGAAGCUCACACUGCUGACGUCGCAGUGAGACACUACUCUCGUUGCCGGGAAAAUUUAAAGUCAUAAGUACUCAAUAAAGCGAAAAUGUGUAAAA